AUGGUGCUCAGCCUGGCCAUGGACUCCAGAGAGGAUGGGGACAGCUGGAUGGAGGAACAGUGGGAGAAAUGUCAUCCGCUGCUGACUUUAAUGGCUCCAUUGGAGGACCCACGCAGAGGUCCAGUGGCAUCCUGCCCUGCCCUGCAGAUGGUGCUCAGCCUGGCCAUGGACUCCAGAGAGGAUGGGGACAGCUGGAUGGAGGAACAGUGGGAGAAAUGGUUAACCCAUGACAUCAGUCUGAAUGAAUACGAGGAUGACGACCUGUCAGAAAUGACAGAAAUCACGGAUGAGAAUGGAAUCACUCUCAGCCAGCUCGACCUCGACCCUAAAGAUCACAUGAUUCAGCCAACCAAUGGUACGCCGAGGAGCGGCCGGAGGAGGAGGGUGGUGGAGCUGCAGACGGAGAUGCUCCACUUGGACCUGAUUGAUGCAGAGGGAGGAAUCUUUGAAGAAGAGGAGGAAGAGGAGAACGAGAGGCCGCCGGUUGAUGCCGUCGAUGACAACCACAAGGAAGAGCAGGGCGCAGGGCCGCCUGUCACUCAGCCUCAGCUAAAGGAUUUAAUCCCUGCCGUCGCCAUGGAUACAUACCGGCCCAAGAGACCCACCACCCUGAAUCUUUUCCCCCAAGUGCCAAGGACUCAGGACACAAUAAAUAACAAUUCCUUUGGUGAGAAAGAGCGGAGGAAAGAAAAGAAAACCCAUUCUUCAUCACCACACAUUAAGGGAGAUCCCGCGGUCAAACCUGAGCAGGUUAGCCUGACCGAUGGGGACAAAGUUCAGGCCAGGGCUGGCACCAAACCACGGGGCCCUGCCUCCUCCACGAACAAAGCCUCAGCCUUUCACACCAAGAAGCAGGAUAAGUUGUCCGAGCCUUUGAACAAGCCCAAUGUGGUAGCACCCCUUACGCAGACAGUCAUGAGGGAAAAAUCCACGGAAGCGACCCUGAUAGAGGGUGUCCUUGACAUCCCAACCAUUUGCAAGGAAAAAGCGCGGUAUCACACCGUCAAUGGCUAUCGGGAACAAGUGCAGUAUCCUGCGGAGAAUGAAGGUACGUGUGACCAGUUGGUCGACAAAAACAAGGACUAUCACAUUUCAGAAGGAAAUGCAACAGAGGAGAUCCACCUCACACCAGUCAACGGUGAACAAGAGCGACCAUUUCUGUCCCAGAGCAGCGACAGCAACCGCAUGUCCAUUAGUUCGGACACAGAGCUUCCUCUGCUUCACUACUACCCAUCAGCGGGGUGUCCGAACCCGUCUAUUAGUGAGGAGGAUGAGGUAUACCCACCCACGCCCCCAUGCCGGACUGUCAGCCUCAGAAAUGUGGGGGACGCUUGUCAGUGGGCUGAAACCCAUAAGCCUAAAUUGGUGAAGGAGGACACAGGGAACUUAAAGGCAGUGGCGGUCAGCACGGAUGCUUCGGGAUUGACGUAUGACUCAGUUAAGUACACCCUGGUGGUGGAUGAGCAUGCUAAGCUCGAGCUAGUGAGUAUCAAGGACUGCUACAAAGGUUACGAAAGUGACAGUGACAAUACCGUCUAUGAGUCUGCCAUCGAUGAGGACGAGGAGGAUCAGGAAGUGGACGAAGAGGAGGAAGAGUCGGGAGCGAGAAGCAUGAGGAGAGACACUUCCUGUUUGUCUGCGGAUUCCACCACAGACACCACCUCAGACAUGCCCCGUUCCCGCAAGUUCAUGAACGUCUUUGUGAAUGGACGGUCACGUUUCUCUGCUGCUGAGUUUGGAUUCUUCUCCUGUGUUAUUAAUGGAGAGGAAAGAGAACAGAGCCACAGAGCAGUGUUCAGGUUUAGUCCUCGCCAUGAUGAUGAGUUGGAGUUGGAGGCAGAUGACCCCUUACUGGUUGAGGUGCAGGCCGAGGAUCUAUGGUGCGAGGCCUACAACAUGCGCACUGGAUCCAAAGGCAUCUUCCCUGCAUUUUAUGCCGUCAAGGUGACAAAGGAUGAACUUGUUAAAGAGGUCAAAAGUGACUGGAUGGACAAAUUCUGGGUAAAAUUCCUUGGUUCUGUUCAAGUUCCGUAUCACAAAGGGAAUGAUGUGCUUUGUGCCGCCAUGCACAAGAUAGCAUCAAACAGACGAACGACAAUGCAGUUCAACCCCCCUUCGCCUUGCAUUCUGGAAAUCAACACACAAGGAUUGAAAAUCAUCGUUCAGGAUGACUGUCGGACUUCUGGAAGGGGUGAGAAGUGCUUUCACUUUUUUCAGCUGAAAAACAUCUCCUUCUGUGGGUGCCAUCCGAAGAACAAGAAGUAUUUUGGAGUAAUAACGAAACAUCCAGCAUACCAGAGAUUCGCCUGUCAUGUGUUCUUUUCAGAUGAUACAACCACAAAACUGGCUGAAUCUGUUGGGAAAGCUUUUCAGCAGUUCUACAAAGAACAUAUGGAAUAUUCCUGUCCGACAGAAGACAUCUUCCUCGAAUGACCUUCAGUCUAUUUGUAUUUUUCCAUUAUCACAUACUAUAUGAGGUGUCGCAUGAUGGUGGUUUUGAGCCUCUUUGUACCGUGUUAUGUUGAUGAUAUAAUGUUGAUGAUGUCUAUUUUAGACAAAUGUUAAAAUCGAAACAGAUAUCAGCUACAGCGCAACUACUUUCACAUAGUACAACUCGAGUAUUACUGACUGGUGUAAAGCCUUAUGAAGUUUAAUAACAAAAAAAAAAGUUUACUGUGACUUAUAUGAAUCAUUUGUGCGAAGUCUGGUUUUGAAUUCAUUCGGAGCACAAUGUCUGAUGCAUUAAUGAUGGAUGAAACAUCACAAGGAGAUCUUGAAACAACUGUAUGUAAAAAAAAAUGUACCUUGAAAUAUCAGUUUCAAAAUCAUUCUGAUUGCUCACUUAAUCUGAGUCGAAUGGUUUCUGUUUUUUUUCCCGCGCUCCUCCACAAAUGCCUGGGAGUGUGUGAGUUUGCUGAGUGGCUACGAAAUACCGCGAAAAGGGCGGAUUGCUUUACGGCAGCAACAAAUGCACGUGUACUUUUUACUGUAAUUACGACAGCGAAUUCCACUCUUUUAACACAUACGGUUGCUUUAAAGCUAGACUGGAUCCAAAAUCAAAGAUUAUCUGAAACCAAAGCUAUAUUGGGCCAUGUCCUUCUUCACUCACAGAAUGGAUGUGAACUGAGUAAUUGAAUUCAGCCCAGUCUGUCCAUCUGGUGUCCCACUAUGCGAAACCCCGGGUUGAAGACCACUUUCCAACGUUUCUCACAUUGUUUUGAAAGGGUGGUUAGCACCGCUUUGAACCCAAGGUUAUGAACCCGUGAUCCAGAGCAUUGCUGUGCCACAAUUUCAAGCGUUGUAUGUUAAAUAGGGUAAUUGCUGCCGUUUUUCUUCAGUCAGUUGAGCACUACAGAGUCUCACAAAUACAAUAUGGCAUCCAUGCUCACGUCUGUGAAUGCUUUUUCUUUUUGGUUCUCGUAUUUAGUGUUUAUGUGUGUUUAUAUUCCCAUAUGUUGCUCUGUUAAACAGAACGUAGUCUGGGUUUAUUCGCAUUCUGCUUCAAUCUCGGUAUCCCUGACGUAUGUAGCUGUGAAAACCAAAUAAUUAUAUUUUCUUUUUAUAUAUUAUAUAU
Messenger RNA from Sinocyclocheilus rhinocerous, 3574 nucleotides. Its product is annotated as C-Jun-amino-terminal kinase-interacting protein 1-like. Gene Ontology annotation, molecular function: MAP kinase scaffold activity; JUN kinase binding. The record is from RefSeq and is a predicted model, not a curated record. Lineage: Eukaryota; Metazoa; Chordata; Actinopteri; Cypriniformes; Cyprinidae. Gene Ontology annotation, cellular component: cytoplasm. Gene Ontology annotation, biological process: regulation of JNK cascade; JNK cascade. The transcript has 13 exons. The coding region runs from base 1 to 2433 and encodes 810 amino acids.